AACGUUGCUGGCUUUACGUAUUAUCCAUACUCAGCAUCGUUAUAACGUAUUUUAGACCUAAAAAACAGGUUCAAUGUAAACUGCGCCAGGUGUUUUGUAGCUAUACUUUCACUAGCAAUUAGACGUGUUGGUGUGGUUUUAGCGGUGGAUGUGUUAGACGCUUGUUUGAGCUGUAGGAUGCUGUACACUGAGGGCUGUGACAGUCCACUGGACAAUCAACACAAUCUCCAGUCCAGUCGGAUAAUCAUUGCCGCCUAAAUGCAGCAGAUUAACUAAAGGUUUAGUAUUUCCGGUUGUACACAAGAAGAUGAAAGCUAACUUGUUAAAGAAAAAGUUAUCCAGAAAAAAGAAAACCAAAAAAGAGCCAUUGCCAACAAACGGCGACGAUGUUAGUAUUGACACAGGUGAAACCAAAACAUCUAUUGGCACUCAGGACUGUGCUACGAACACCUGUCCUGAGGUCACACAGAUCAAAGCAGAAGAAGGAGAGCUGGAAGCCUUGGGAGUCUUGACGGUGUCAUCUGAACAACACCAACAACAGAAGCAGCAGAAAGUCAAUCUGCAGCCUCAUCCUCCUGCUUUUAGGGCAUUCGUUCCAAAGACAGAGCCAGACUGUGUCCCUUUAAACCCACCUAGUUUUCAGGUCAAAACUGAGCCUGGCUUUUUUGAAGUGCUGCAGAGAGAGUCUACUUUGAUUGUGAAGGAAGAGAAUGAGAGCUGGAAGGAAGUGAAGCUUGAGACACUAGAUGAAAACUCUGUGGGUGAUACUGGCCUGGAGAAAAACACAGCUUCCUCGUCCCUGAUUUUUCCUUGUCCCCAUUGCUCUGUGACUUUUACUGACUUUACAUACUUGGACAAACACUUCAAAUGGUGCCAUCGAAGUGAAUACCUGGCAUGGGUGAAGAACCAUAAAGUCUUCAACUGCUCUAAAAUAUCCUCCGGGAUGCUCAGCUGCUCGUCGUGCCACUACCGGUUCUUCUCUCAAAGGCAACUGGAGACCCACGUGCGCAAGGCCCACCUCCCUACGCCUAAACCUAUUCGAAAACGCUACACCUGCCCACAGUGUGAUCGCAGCUUUAAUUACAUCGGCAACCUGCAAAACCACUGCCGCAGAUGCCAUGGCUUAUCCACGGUGUGUAAGGAUGGACAAAUUAGCUGUGCCGAAUGCAAUAAAAGCUUUGCUGGAAUCUGGGGUCUCGGACCCCAUCGCUGUCACGAGGACGAGAGAAAACCUGAGGUGGGUGUCGACGAACCGAUUUGUAUGGAUCGUGGCUAUUUGUGCCGGGACUGUGGAAAGAACUGCUCUACGCUUCAAUGUCUGACGAUACACAAACGCACUCAUACUGGCGAGAAGCCAUGCGUCUGUGACGACUGCGGCCGUAGGUUUUAUGAUAAAGGGAGUCUGCGGAAACACAAAGUCAUACACACAGGAAUCCGGCCAUACAAGUGUCCCGAAUGUGGUAAAGAGUUUGCAAGGAUGGCCCACCUCAGAUGCCAUCUGCGAACCCACACGGGCGAAAGGCCGUACCCUUGCUCUCAAUGUGGGAUGAGGUUCAGCCACCUAUCAACGUUUCGAAUCCACCAACAAGUUCAUUCUAAGGAAAAAACAUUUUCAUGCCCUGACUGCGGCAAGAUGUUCUCCGCUCUGCGGUACGUGAAGGUCCACCAAAGAGCGCACAAUUCUGAGCGAAUGCUGCAGUGUAGAGAAUGUACGAAGACGUUUACACGUGAAGAUGUGCUUAAGAAACACCUACGCAUUCACACGGGCGAACGCCCGUAUCAGUGCAACGUCUGCACCAAACGUUUCGUCCGAAUCUCGCACCUGAAAAACCACAUGCGAACGCAUACUGGCGAGAAACCGUAUCGCUGCGAGCAGUGCGGCUCCAGCUACGCCCAAUCCGGCGAUUUGACCAAACACAUGAGGAGACACACUGGCGAAAAACCCUUUGCUUGUUCUGAUUGCGACCGCCGCUUCAACAACUCGGGCGACCUGAGCAAGCACAGGCGCAGUCACACGGGCCACAGACCCUACAAGUGUAUGGAGUGUGGGAAGAGUUUUCUCAUGCCCCAGCAUCUGAAGUUACACAAACUGACACACACCGGCGAGAGGCCGUACAGCUGCCCGAAGUGUCUUCGGACCUUCACUCGGCCGCACCAUCUUUCUCAACACAUGGAAAAGCACACAUAAGGAUGGAUGGAGGAUGGAUAUAGCUGCACUACUUCUGUCUAAUCUAAUCUGUCUAAUGAAUUAGGAGUUCAUUGAUGAAUUGGAAAUCAGUAACUGAACCCAGACAUAUAGUCUUCCGUUCUGGACUGCCUUUAAAAGUUUAACAUUAUAGUUAUUUUGCAUGCACAACUCCUUUGGAGAGUCGAUUGAAUAGAAUUAAUGAAUUACACUUAUUUUUUGCACUUAUCUGGCAAAAAAAGCACCAGACAAACUACUUUAAAGUGUCUAUUUAAAGGGACAGUUCACCCAAAAAUGAAAAUUCUGUUAUUAAUUACUCACCCUUGUGUCGAUCAAAACCCGUAAGACCUUCGUUCAUCUUUGGAACACAAAUUAAGAUAUUUUUGAUGAAAUCUGAGAACUUUCAGACCCUCCAUGGACAGCAAGGAUACUACAACGGUCACAGAAACGUAGUAAGGACAUUGUUAAAAUAGUCCAUGUGACAUCAAUGGUUUAACUGUAAUUUUAUGAAGUCCUUCGCCAUUAUCGAGAGUACCAAGAGAGAAGAAAUCGUUGAAGGAAGUCAUUAUUUUUGUUUUCUUUGCACACAAAAAGUAGUAGCUUCAUAGAAUUAUGUUUGAACCACUGAUGUCACAAGGACUUUUUUUUUUUUUUUUU
Molecule: messenger RNA, 2842 nt
Organism: Labeo rohita (rohu)
Lineage: Eukaryota; Metazoa; Chordata; Actinopteri; Cypriniformes; Cyprinidae
Product: zinc finger protein 436
Exons: 3
Coding region: 308-2188 (626 amino acids)
Biological process (GO): regulation of transcription by RNA polymerase II
Cellular component (GO): nucleus
Molecular function (GO): RNA polymerase II cis-regulatory region sequence-specific DNA binding; DNA-binding transcription activator activity, RNA polymerase II-specific
Source: RefSeq, a predicted model, not a curated record